This is a messenger RNA of Aethalodelphis obliquidens (Pacific white-sided dolphin), 2945 nucleotides long. It is a transcript of the gene POLR1F, whose product is annotated as RNA polymerase I subunit F. Gene Ontology annotation, biological process: DNA-templated transcription; transcription elongation by RNA polymerase I; DNA-templated transcription initiation. Gene Ontology annotation, cellular component: RNA polymerase I complex. The record is from RefSeq and is a predicted model, not a curated record. The transcript is spliced from 4 exons. NCBI's taxonomy places the organism in Eukaryota, Metazoa, Chordata, Mammalia, Artiodactyla, Delphinidae. The coding region runs from base 51 to 1040 and encodes 329 amino acids.
GUUAUUGACUGCGUAAGCAAGUGCGCGCCGUGGGAAACCUGACUAGCCGCAUGGCUGCGGGUUGCUCAGCGUCUCCGCGGCCGAAGGCGGCCUCAGAAGGGCCGGUGGUGGGACCGGCCGGCGUCUUGCCUUGCCUAGAAUUGCCUACCUACGCGGCCGCCUGUGCGCUCGUGAAUAGCCGCUACUCCUGCCUGGUGGCGGGGCCGCACCGAAGACACAUCGCACUGUCGCCGCGCUACCUUAACAGGAAACGCACCGGUAUCCGAGAACAGCUCGAUGCCGAGCUCCUGCGCUAUUCCGAGAGCCUUUUAGGUGUACCCGUUGCUUAUGAUAACAUCAAAGUAGUGGGUGAAUUAGGAGAUAUUUAUGAUGAUCAGGGACACAUUCAUCUUAACAUUGAAGCAGAUUUUGUUAUUUUCUGCCCUGAACCAGGGCAAAAACUUAUGGGUACAGUUAAUAAAGUGUCUUCCAGCCACAUUGGCUGUUUAGUACACGGGUGCUUCAAUGCCUCCAUUCCUAAACCUGAGCAGAUGCCAGCCGAGCAGUGGCAGACUCUGGAGAUAAACAUGGGUGAUGAACUAGAAUUUGAAGUAUUUCGUUUAGACUCAGAUGCUGCUGGAGUAUUCUGCAUUCGGGGAAAACUGAAUAUCACUAGUUUACAAACCAAGUGCUCUGCAGUUUCUGAAGAAGUAACAGAAACUGGCACUGAAGAAGCUACUGAAAAACCUCAAAAGAAGAAAAAGAAAAAGAAGAAAGACCCAGAGCCAUAUGAAGUGGAAAGUGGUAUCACAGAGCUAGCAGAUUUUGCAGAUGUUACCAUGAAGGAAGAGACAGAUCUGCAGAUUAGUAACAAUGUGAAUGGCCUCUGGAAGGAAGAGCCAAAGAAGAAGAAAAAGCACCAGGACCCUGUUUUCCAAGGCAGUGACUCCAGUGGUUACCAAAGUGACCAUAAAAAGAAAAAAAAGAAAAGAAAGCACAGUGAGGAGGCUGAAUUUGCACCACUUUUGGAACAUGCACCAAAAAAGAAAAGGGAAAAGUAAUUUUCUUUAGUGCAUUUUAAACAUGAUUUGGUUUUUUAAAAAUUGAUUUACACAAAAGAGAUGACUAAAGUUUGAACUAUGAAAUGUUUUGUAUUCCAGAACUUUGCAAAACAGGGAACAUUUGAUGAGGAGUUGAGUUUUUGGUGCUAAAAUUACAAAACAGAUAAAUUUGGGAAAUGCCAGUGUUAUUAAAGUGCUAUUUUACUAUAGACAGAAUAGAAAGGUAAGCUGCCCUCAAUCUCAACUCCUUCAUUCUUCCAGUGUAUACAUUCUAAAUAAAAUGAUUUCUACAGUCUGCAAAAGGACUUUUAAAAUAUAGUGUUAUUUCAUAUCAUACAGAAUGAGUUUUGAGCUUGGGCUUUAGGGGUUUUUUGUUGUUACAGGUUUCACAUUUAGUCAUGAUAUUACAUGACAUGCUAUUUUGCUUUGUUUAAAUUACCAGUUUUAGGAUUUCUUUUAUCAUGGCUACUACAGUAUUUCUACUGUUUAACUUAGAAUGGUUUGCCAAAGGAGUUUCUGAAGUUUCCAGAGCUCUUAAGAACCUUGCCACUACUGACUGUGUGGUAGGAAACAAUAUUCACUAUUCUUUUCUUCUAGGUGCAUGUAUGUUGUUUUCCUUUCUCUCUCAGUCUAAGAGGUUGAUGGAGAGGCUGUUUUCUGACACUCGUUCAUCUGUGCCUCAACCAUUCUGCUUUUGUUGUGUGUUGGAGAGGAGGAGAGUCUGCUGAAGACAGGAAAAAUGUGAUUCUGACUAGUGGGGAACUUCCCUACUUUUAAUAUUUGAGUUAAGCUACUAGAAAUUAUUAUGAAGAGAAAACAGCUAUUCACUGCUUUCACUGAGAAAAUGUGGAAUAUGUCUUAACUAUUGGAAAACAGUGAAGAAUGAAAUGACAAGCUGGUUGAGCCUGAAAAUCAGUGCAAGGUUGUGUUCGUUCAGGUAACAGGUAUUUGAUGAUCUGUGUGUAAAACACAUUCUACUGAGGUCCAGGGGUAUAAUGGCAAACAAGGUAGAAAUAAUUCCUUCCCUCAUGGAAUGUCAUAGGAAAAACAGAUGCACAUACACAAUAUAAGUAAGAAAUACAGAAAAUUACUAAUUGUGGUAAGUGCUACAGAGAAAAAGAAGAUUGUCUACUCACUGUUAGUUGUGAUCCAUGGCAGCCAUUUUCAUUGCCAUUUAUCUAGUAUCAGACAUAGUACUGGUCUUACAUUGUUUAAUGUUUGUUAAUGUAUGGGUUCCCAAAGUAGUAGAUCCAAUCUGCAAUGAUGGAAUAUAGAAUUUGGAGAGUGGCAGUCAUUCACAAUGUUUGUCUACAAGCACAUGUGCCAGACAGUGGAAAUGUGCAGGCCAGUAUCUUUCCUUAUCAUUAGGUUCAUGUGGGUAUUUAGCCCUCAAAAUGUAGCUAGUCCAAAUAGAGAUGAGGUAUCAGUAUAAAAUACACAUCAGAUUUGAAGAUGUACAAAACAUGUAAAAUAUCUCAAUUUUGUAUAUUGGUGAGAUUAUAAUAUUUUGGUACAGUGGGGUAAAUAAAAUGUUACAAUUAAAUCAGCUUUUUUCAUUUUUUUUUUAAAGAUUAAAAAUUGCAUCUGAGGGGCCCACAUUAUCUUUGUUUUGGACAGCACUGGUUUAAAGGAAGGAUGAUUUGAAAAGAAAGAUUUAAAACAAGCUAUACCAUAUUCUCAAGAGUUUAAUGUAGUACCAUACCCAGAAAAUGUCAUAUAAAUACUUCCUUUAAAUUUUUAAAUUUAAAUACAUAAUUAUAAUGUCUGACUUAAUGUGAAAAAUUAAUGUUUAGUGAAACAAUUCUAAAUCCCUUCUGGUAAAUACUAAGGAAGCUGUUAAAUUGAUGCUAUUCAUGGAAAAAUACUUUGUGGCUUAGCAAAAUAAAUUCCCACAUAUUUAUUGUA